Clarias gariepinus (North African catfish) is the source of this 1881-nucleotide messenger RNA. RefSeq names its product matrix metallopeptidase 30 (gene mmp30). The transcript has 10 exons. NCBI's taxonomy places the organism in Eukaryota, Metazoa, Chordata, Actinopteri, Siluriformes, Clariidae. Gene Ontology annotation, molecular function: zinc ion binding; metalloendopeptidase activity. The coding region runs from base 122 to 1633 and encodes 503 amino acids. The record is from RefSeq and is a predicted model, not a curated record. Gene Ontology annotation, cellular component: extracellular matrix. Gene Ontology annotation, biological process: extracellular matrix organization; collagen catabolic process; proteolysis.
GUGCAUUGAAAUUGGGAGCAUGUUGGGACAUGAUUGAUUCCUUCCAUAGUUUAACUCUAUUUACAGGAAAAGAGCACAUUUUACAUAAGAGGGUGGGUCUGGGUAGAAAGAGCAUAUAUAAAUGCAUCAGUGUCUCUCGAGGGUACCAGAAGACCAGAGUUUGGAGAUGAGGAACAUAGUGGUUCUCCUGCUGACCCUGGUAGCAUGGAUGGCGCCUUGCAGUGGUGCCCCUAUGGUUUCCACAGAGGAUCAGGAGAAAGCUGAGGAGUAUCUAAAACAGUUCUUCUCAGGUUCCAGCGUUUCAUCCGUCACCGGGAGACAAAUCAAUAUGCAGGACUUUGAGGACACCUUGAAGCAAAUGCAGGAGUUUUUUGGGCUCCAGGUGACAGGCAAGCUAGACACAGACACCAUCGAGGUGAUGAAGAAGCCACGCUGCGGCGUUUCCGACGUUUCCAAUUACGCACAUUUUGGCGGCAAGCCUAAGUGGAAUAAGCAGACAAUCACUUACAGAAUAACUGAGUACACGCCAGAUCUGAGCCAGAGGGAAGUGGAUGUGACGAUCGCUCAGGCGUUCAAGCUGUACAGCGACGUCACUCCUCUCGUCUUUAAGCAGAUCUACAGCGGCACGGCCGACAUCAUGAUCCUCUUCAAAGCCAGAAAUCACGGUGAUUUUUACCCAUUUGAUGGGCAGGGUGGUGUUCUGGCGCACGCCAUGUCUCCGGGUUCUAAUGAAGGAGGUGAUGCGCACUUUGACGAGGAUGAGAAAUGGACUCUAAGCUCAGCAGGUUCGAACUUGCUCUUGGUGGCAGCCCAUGAGUUCGGUCAUGCGCUAGGACUGGAUCACUCAAAAGAUCCCUCCGCUCUCAUGUACCCCACGUACAAAUACGUCAACACCCAGGGAUAUCAGCUGCCCUUCGAUGAUAAACGAGGAAUCCAGGCGCUCUAUGGUGCCAGUCAGUGCGAGUGCGUGUGUCCCCAACCUGAACCCACUCCACCGCCACAACCGUUUCCACAACCAAAGCAACCUCCACCAGAGGCGUGCACCCGGGACUUGGUGUUCGACGCUGCAACAAGCAUCAGAAAUGAGCUGUACUUCUUCAAAAAUGAAUACUACUGGAAGAAAAGCAGUGUGAUGGAAAAUAUUCCACAGACUCUAAUCAGAACCACGUGGCCCUCCGUCACAUCUGUUGACGCAGCAUAUGAGCUCAAAGCGAAAAGCAGCAGUUUCUUUUUUAAUGGUCAGAAUUACUGGGCUGUGACAGCAACCUCAGUCGUACCCGGAUACCCCAAACACAUUUCCCACUUCGGAUUUCCAGCUUCAGUUAAGAAGAUCGAUGCUGCGGUGCACGUGGACUCAACCAGACGCACUCUGUUCUUUAUCGGGGAUAAAUAUUGGAGCUUUAAUGAGAACACUGGAACGAUGGACGCUGGAUUCCCCAAAUCCAUUCAAGCUGAUUUUCCAGGAAUUGGCUCCAAAGUGGAUGCUGCUUUUGAGAACUAUGGUUUUCUGUACUUCUCCGACGGAGCCAAACAAACCGAAUACACCUACAGCAGCAGACGUGUGAACCGCGUGCUUCAGAAUUACGGAUGGCUGAAAUGCUUUGAAUAUUCCAAAAACCCAGCACAGUCAUGAAUGCAUGGUUUCAGCACAUUCAUAAAUGAUUUCCCACUAAGAAAAUUUAAUCUCCUUAUUGUAUAUAUAGUAGUGAGUAGGGCAGAUGUUUGGGAGCUUUCUUCAAAUAAAAAAUAAAAUGAAAUGGGCGGAGCCAAGCGGCUGUGUUCAGGUAUGGGUGGGGCUGACUUCUGGGCCAGAAAAUAUAAAUAAAAGUGUUAUAUGUAUGACUUUUUAAAAAAUACAUGCUACAACUCUAAAAUGUUUUA